Molecule: messenger RNA, 1269 nt
Organism: Nerophis lumbriciformis (worm pipefish)
Lineage: Eukaryota; Metazoa; Chordata; Actinopteri; Syngnathiformes; Syngnathidae
Source: RefSeq, a predicted model, not a curated record
AUGGCUGCAGCCGAAACGAGCAAUUCUCAGAAGGCAACCGUGGACUUGUACGGUGACCCGAAUCCAAACGAUGAGGAUUUGGACACAAUUGAUGAUGCAAAUGAUCUCUUCGAUGAUGCUGUGCUUUCCAGCUCAGUUGAGCACAGAAAACCCAGUUUGAAUUCGGAACCUGACGAGAAAACAGGUACCAAAGCAGAGGAUAACGUAGCGACAGUAAAAGAAGAUGAAAAGGACAAAAACAAGUCACGCAAAUUCUCAUUAUUUAUAGGGAACUUCUCUUGGUGGAUAUCUGACACGGACCUUCUGCGCAUUACCCAGAGAUUAGGAGUGGAUGAUAUUGAUGAAAUAAAAUUUGCAGAGAACAAAGCAAAUGGUCAAUCGAGAGGCUAUGCAAAGGUGGUUGUGACUUCUGAACAUUCAUUAAAAACCUUAUUGGAGAAAAUUCCCCAAUGUACUAUAGAUGGGGAACACAUCGACUGCCGUUUUGCCACCCAGCAGAACGUCAGUGUGUUUGAGGAUGUCGCCAAUAAACGCUUCCCAAUGCGCAACUAUUCCAAGGACACGGAUUCAAAUUCGACUUCGUCAUCGCCAUGGGAUUCCAACCCUCCCAGCAUACCCACUCCCUUUCCACCACAUCCACUUGGAAAUGUAUUUCCCUCACAUUCCAAACCUUUCCUUGGCCAGCCACCCCCUUCCUUCCCACCUGUGCCACCCCACAUCCCUCCGCAUCUGUUUCCCCCUCCACCUUUUAGUAUGCCAAGCCAGCCGCCUCCAAGUCUGCAUAUAAAUCCAGCUUACUUUACCCCAGCACAAGACAGACAGACAAGUCAUAAUUUUACUCAACAAAAGGGGGAGAGAGAGUAUGAAGAAUUGUUCAACAGAAAUAGAGCUGUGGCUAGCAGUGCCAUUACAAAGGCUGUGACAGGGGCAACAGCUGGAGACCUGAGAGUUGCUAUGGAAACACUGUUAACAGCCAUUGCCAUCAUCAAGCAGUCCAGCGUGUAUGCGGAUGAGCGCUGCAAAGCCCUUGUUACCUCCCUCAAAGACUGCCUUGUGUCCAUCCAGGGAAAUGGUGGCUACAGGAGUAGCAGUCAUUCUGGAGAUCGGGACAGAGAUCGGGAGCGGGAAAGAGAGCGCUACAGAGAGGAUUCGCCCCGUUGGGAAAGUGCCGGGACAUCGAGAAGGCAUAGGGAACGCUCUCGGAGUAGAGACAGGGGCAGGGAGCGUUCACGGGAAAAGCACAGAGAUUACAGAGAGCGCUAUCGUUGA